AUGCACGUCGGUCCGAGGAAAAUGGCCUCAAAACUGUUGACCGUCGGCUGUGUGCUGGGCGUCUGCGCUGCCCUUCCUCUCGGCUCCAGCGCCCGACUGGUGCGACCGGAGGACUGUACAUGGGAGCCGAUGUCAGACACACCCGGUGUAUCGAUGACGUGCUCAGUGAACACUCUGUUGAGCGGACCGAACCCGACAAAUUUCUCAUUAUUAGUGCCAGGUCACACCAUGCGCCUGAGUCUUCUGUGUGAAGAGCAACGUUUCCAGAGUGAGAUCGCCAACAAUUCAUUCGAGCACCUGCGAGGCCUGAAUACGCUGAGCAUUGAAAGAUGCAAGUUGGAUAAAUUGCCACCGAAAGCAUUCCUGGGACUAAGUGAUCUGAAACAUCUAAGUGUUCGAACUUACAACACCGAUUGGGGUCGGGUUUCGUUACGUGUCGCCCCGUCUAGUUUUGUACCGUUGGAGAGCAUCGAGACGCUCGACAUCAGUGAGAACAACAUUGAAUCGCUCCCGCAUGCGCUAUUCUGUGGAUUAAACGCGCUGCGGUUCGUGAACCUGACAAGAAACAGAUUCUCCGACGUGGUCAACACGGGUUUUUCAUCAGAGUCACGCUGCAGUCCGAAUAUUCGAGAGCUCGAGGUAGCUCACAACAAGCUCAAGGUACUGUCCGAACGGGGUUUUGCCUCAUUGGGAAAUCUUGAAGAGUUGCGUCUCGACCACAACCAGAUAGCUCGAGCCGAGCCCAAUGCUCUGGUCGGCCUCUCUCGAUUAGAGAGGUUGGACAUGGCGCACAACAUGCUCGUGGCGCUACCUCCCAAGUUUUUCCAAUCGAACAGCAAACUCUCGGAGCUCUAUCUGCGUAACAAUUCCCUAAGUGCAUUGCCGCCUGGUUUAUUCGGUGGACUUAGCGAAUUGACAAUGCUCGAUCUGGCGCACAAUCAGCUCUCAGCAGGAUGGCUUGGGCCUGACACCCUUUCGGAUCUCAGCAGGCUCACGGUGCUCGAUCUGUCUCACAAUCGCCUCACGCGUCUCGACACGAACGCGUUCCGAGCUCUCGUGAAUUUACAAACGCUUCAGCUCCAAGACAACCUAAUUGAAUACAUCGCUGACAAAACGUUCGCCAGCCUCAGCAAACUCCAGUCGUUGGUGAUAAGCAACAACCGGCUGAAAAGCAUCGGUCCUCACAUGAUGGUGGGUCUCUACUCAGUGAUGACGCUCCAACUCGAAAACAAUCGUCUCGAAGCGAUUCACAUCGAUGCUUUUAAGAACACGUCGAUGCUCCAGGAACUCAAUCUGGCCGGCAACAAGCUCACGAUCGUGCCUCGGGUUGUGUCGUCGCUCAAUAUGUUGCGAUCGCUCGAUCUCUCAGACAACGAAGUCCAGGACAUAUCGAAUGCGUCCUAUCAGGGACUGGGUCAACUCUAUGCGCUCAAUUUGAUGGGCAAUAAGAUCGGGAACAUAAGCCAGGGUGCGUUCAACGAUCUGCCUUCGGUGCGGAUUCUCAACUUGGCCCGAAACGGCAUACAGGCCAUCGAACAAGGAACGUUCGACGACGUGCGCGAUCUUCACUACCUGCGUCUCGAUUCGAAUCAGAUCGAAGACGUCAACGGUCUGUUCAGCAACCUGCAUGACCUCAUCAUGCUGAACAUCUCCGUCAACCGGGUCCGGUGGUUCGAUUACGCGCUCAUUCCCGUCGGUCUCCAAUGGCUCGACAUCCAUGACAACCAGAUCGAAUCGCUCGGAAAUUACUUCGAGCUCGAGCAGAGCCUCAAGCUCCGUACGUUGGACGCCUCGUUCAACAAGCUCAUCGAUCUCGAUUCUUCGUCGUUGCCGAACGGAAUCGAAAUAGUUUUCCUAAAGAACAACAACCUGCGACGGAUCCAGCCGUUCACGUUCUUGGGCAAGCAGAACUUGACUCGGGUCGAUCUCACCAACAAUCAACUCGAAGUCAUCGAAAUGACAACGUUCCGUCUGAGCGAAGUGUCGAAUCGUCGACCGCUCCCGGAAUUCGCAAUCGCGGGCAACCCAUAUCUGUGUGAUUGCCAUAUGGAAUGGCUGCAAAAACUCCAAAAUCCGGCGGCGAGCAGCGACGACUCCCGACAAUAUCCGCGCGUCACCGAUCUCCAUAACGUCGAUUGUAAGCUGAGCUUCUCGAAGAAUGUGAAGACUCUCCCAUUGGUCAAGGUGAAACCAUCUCAGUUUUUGUGCGAAUACAAGAGCCAUUGCUUCUCUCUAUGCCACUGCUGUGACUUCGAUGCGUGCGAUUGUGAAAUGGUGUGUCCGGACAACUGCACGUGCUACUACGAUCAGUCGUGGGAGACGAAUAUCGUGGAUUGCAGUGCUCGACCUGGCAGUCAUGUGGAUAUACCCAAGCAGCUUCCCAUGGAUGUGAGCGAAGUCUUUCUCGACGGCAAUGAAAUUCCAGCUCUGACACCGCAUUCGUUUAUCGGUCGCAAGAGUAUGCGGGUCCUGUAUCUCAACAACUCUCGUGUGGCCACGAUCCAGAAUCGUACGUUCGGCGGUCUCCGGGAUCUCCGCGUGCUGAGGCUCGAGAACAACCAGAUAACGGCUCUUCGAGGGCAUGAGUUCGACGGUCUCGGCAAUUUGCGCGAGCUCUAUCUUAGCAACAACAAUCUCAACUACAUCAACAACGCAACGUUCAGUCACUUGAAGAGUUUGGAGAUCCUUCAUCUGAACCACAAUUAUCUCGUAGAGAUCUCGAUGACGACCCUCCAACACAAUAUCCGUUUGAGCGAUCUUCGGCUCGCGAAGAAUCUUUGGACGUGCGAUUGCUACUUCACUCAGGAUCUCACCGUGUUCCUCCAUGAGCGUGGCGACAUGGUCCGUGACAUCUUCCAACUGUCUUGCGUUUACAACGAAACCACUGCACUGCCAUUGUGGGAGCUGAAUGUCACGGAGUGCCACAAUCCUUCCGAAGCGACGUUGGUUCGACAGUUCCGACUCAUGGGAGAUCUCCUUCCUUUGGCCGUUGUUCUCGGCGUUGUCUUGUUGAUCAUUCUGAUCGCUAUGCUGACGCUGGUCGCGUACCGACGUCAGAUGAGUGUCUGGUUCUUCAGUCGCUACGGCAUCCGGAUGUUCCAGAGAGCACCUGUCGAAGAGGAGAAACUUUUCGAUGCUUUUGUUUCGUACAGCAAGAAGGACGAGGCAUUCGUAGCGCAAAUGCUCGCUCCAGGGUUGGAGUGUGGCAAUCCGCCGUUCCGGUUGUGCUUGCACUACCGGGAUCUUCCGAUGGUAGGAGGCUACCUCAGCGAAGCUAUCCAAGAGGCGGUAGAAAGUUCCCGAAGGACAAUAGUGGUUCUUUCGGAGCACUUUCUCAAGAGUGAGUGGUGUCGCUACGAAUUCAAGUCCGCUCAUCACGAAGUGCUCAACAACAGCAACCAUAAAUUGGUAGUGAUAUUUCUCGGAAGGGUUUCGUAUCGAGAACUCGAUCCCGACAUCCGGAUGUGGCUCAAACACAGCACUUUCCUACACUGGAAGGAGAAACGCUUCUGGGACAAACUCCGCUAUUCGCUUCCUGAUGCUCGUCAUCGGAAAGUCAUGCGGAGCGACGUUACUUCUGUGGCUGUUCAUAUUUGACCACGGGCGGCGCAGCCCGUGACGCCGUUCCUCGACUUGACCGCGGCCGAUUUCUAAACUACUGGUACCCGUGUAUUCUUCGACUCUAUUCUUCUGGAAAUUCGGAGCCCAAUCGAUGAAUGCGAGUUUCUCCACGGCCGCCAGGAGCACCGCCAAAUGUCCACGAACACCGCCGCCUCUGUGAGUUGGCCGCCACCUUUUAAGACAACGUCCUCAACUCAAACAUGUGAUUAUUCAACGAUACAACGAUAACGACGAAGGUGAUAAGGUCGUUUGC
This is a messenger RNA of Galendromus occidentalis (western predatory mite), 3874 nucleotides long. Its product is annotated as toll-like receptor Tollo. The record is from RefSeq and is a predicted model, not a curated record. Gene Ontology annotation, molecular function: protein binding. Gene Ontology annotation, cellular component: extracellular matrix. The transcript has a single exon. Lineage: Eukaryota; Metazoa; Arthropoda; Arachnida; Mesostigmata; Phytoseiidae. Gene Ontology annotation, biological process: signal transduction. Bases 1 to 3597 code for a protein of 1198 amino acids.